AUGGCGGCGACCGGACAGUCCUUUUACGAGCUCUAUCGCCGUAGCAGCAUCGGCAUGGCGCUCACGGACACCCUCGACGACUUGAUCAGCGAGCGUCGCAUUGAGCCCCAACUCGCGAUGAAGAUCCUGGCGAACUUCGAUCGCAGCAUCACUGAGGUAUUAGCCGAUAAAGUGAAGGCGAGGUUGACGUUCAAGGGUCAUCUUGAUACGUACCGUUUCUGCGACGAGGUCUGGACCUUCCUGAUAAAGGACGUCACUUUCAAGAUGGAGAACUCGAGUCAGACGGUGCAGGCGGACAAGGUCAAGAUCGUGAGCUGCAACAGCAAACGGCCUGGAGAUCCUCAAUAG
Messenger RNA from Hyaloscypha bicolor E, 348 nucleotides. RefSeq names its product transcription initiation factor-like protein IIA gamma chain. The record is from RefSeq and is a predicted model, not a curated record. Bases 1 to 348 code for a protein of 115 amino acids. Gene Ontology annotation, molecular function: TBP-class protein binding; RNA polymerase II general transcription initiation factor activity. Gene Ontology annotation, biological process: RNA polymerase II preinitiation complex assembly; transcription initiation at RNA polymerase II promoter. NCBI's taxonomy places the organism in Eukaryota, Fungi, Ascomycota, Leotiomycetes, Helotiales, Hyaloscyphaceae. Gene Ontology annotation, cellular component: transcription factor TFIIA complex. The transcript has 3 exons.